AUGCGUCUCAUCAACUGGAUUUCAUUCAUACAAACCGCGGCAGCGCUUGCCGUCCCUUUGGAUGAUAACUUAGAGGCCUUGUUCCGCCGCCAACUUCCUGCACACGCUACACAGGUCAAGACCAUCAACACAGCCAAUAAUGUCACUAUUCGCUAUAAAGAGCCGGGGAAAGAAGGUGUUUGUGAGACUACCCCGGGAGUCAAAUCUUAUGCCGGCUAUGUGGAUCUCUCACCCACAGAGCAUACUUUCUUCUGGUUUUUCGAGGCUCGCCAUGAACCCGAAAAUGCGCCGAUUACUUUGUGGUUGAAUGGUGGACCAGGCAGUGACUCGUUGAUUGGCCUGUUUGAGGAGUUGGGGCCUUGUCGCAUCAACAAGAAGAGUGAAUCGGUUAUCAACAAGCACUCUUGGAAUGAGGUCUCAAACAUGCUGUUUUUGUCUCAGCCUCUAGGCGUUGGUUUUUCCUAUGCCGAAAAGGCUGCAGGCUCUCUAAAUCCCAUCACAGGGUCAUUCGAAGACGCAGACUCAGCGGAUAUUAAGGGUCGCUAUCCAGUCAUCAAUGCCACCGCAAUUGACACCACCGAACUUGCCGCUAAAGCUACCUGGGAGGUCCUACAGGGAUUUCUGGGUGGCCUUCCUAAGCUAGAUUCGAAGAUUAAGUCGAAGAGCUUCAAUCUAUGGACCGAAAGUUAUGGAGGACAUUAUGGGCCUGCUUUCUUUGACUACUUCUAUGAAGAGAACCUCAAGAUUGCCAACGGCACCCAAGAGGGCAUCCAACUUGAUUUCAAUACCUUGGGUAUUAUCAACGGCAUCAUUGAUGAAGGAAUUCAAGCCAAGUAUUAUCCUGAAUUUGCCGUGAAUAACACUUAUGGUAUCAAGGCUGUCAAUGACACGGUGUACAACUAUAUGAAGUUUGCAAAUGAAAUGCCAAAUGGCUGUCAGGAUCAAGUCGCAACCUGCAAGUUGACAAACCGCACCUCGCUGUCCGACCACGCGCUCUGCAGCGAAGCCACUAACAUGUGCCGGGACAACGUCGAAAGUCCCUACUAUUUCUUCAGUGGCCGAGGCACCUAUGACAUCCGCCAUCCACGGAAUGACCCAACCCCAGAAAGUUACUACAUGAACUACCUUGCCAAAGACUCGGUAAUGAAUGCGUUAGGCGUCGAUCUAAAUUACACGCAAUCCAACAAUGAGAUCUACUUCGCCUUCCAGCAAACAGGUGACUUCGUCUGGCCCAACUUCCUCGAAGACCUAGAAGAUAUCCUCUCCCGCCCUGUCCGCGUCGCGCUGAUCUAUGGCGACGCAGACUAUAUUUGCAACUGGUUUGGCGGGGAGGCUAUUUCUCUUGCAGCAAAGUACAAGCACAGCAAACAGUUUCAGAAGGCGGGAUAUGCACCGUUCUUGGUCGAUGAUGUUGAGUAUGGCGAAACGAGAGAGUACGGCAAUUUCUCCUUCACCCGUGUCUAUGAGGCUGGUCAUGAAGUGCCGUAUUAUCAGCCAGAGGCUUCGCUGCAAUUGUUCAAUCGCACACUGAAUGGGUGGGAGCUGCCUAGGGGCGAGAAGAAGUUGAAGGCGGACUCUAGCUCCAGUGGAUCCGAGUCAGCGACUCAUACCCAGUCUUCAGUGCCGUUACCCACAGCUACGAAGGUCUGA
Messenger RNA from Penicillium paradoxum, 1650 nucleotides. RefSeq names its product S10 family peptidase. The record is from RefSeq and is a predicted model, not a curated record. Gene Ontology annotation, cellular component: fungal-type vacuole. The coding region runs from base 1 to 1650 and encodes 549 amino acids. Lineage: Eukaryota; Fungi; Ascomycota; Eurotiomycetes; Eurotiales; Aspergillaceae. Gene Ontology annotation, molecular function: serine-type carboxypeptidase activity. The transcript is spliced from 6 exons. Gene Ontology annotation, biological process: proteolysis.